Molecule: messenger RNA, 1323 nt
Organism: Salvia hispanica
Lineage: Eukaryota; Viridiplantae; Streptophyta; Magnoliopsida; Lamiales; Lamiaceae
Source: RefSeq, a predicted model, not a curated record
AUGGAGGAUAAUGAAAUUGUACUAAACAUGGCCGCUUUAGGCAUUUUAGUCGUCACGAUUGCUGGUAAUGUAUGCAUUCAUAUUGCCAAGAUUCAUAGCUUUGGGCGUCGGUUGAAUUUGUUUCUGCCACAACAGAUUGUGCCUGUUGUCAUCAUGCUCCUCUUUCUCGCGAUGCUAUGUUGUAUGUCGCUGAUGGUCCCGGGAGCGAAAAGGUACAUAGGGUUGAGGUAUGAUGAAAUGCACAAAUCAGUUUCGAAAAAUAGACAUGUAGAGUGGGGAAGAUUUAGCAGUGAGGGACUUGAAAAUAUGGUGAAAGGGUAUUGGGUGAUGGCUCAAACUAGUAGUCCUCAGUUUGUUCUUGCAAGGUCUGCGAUUUCUUCGGUUUCUGCGCUAUUGUGUCUUUUCACAGCUCUAUUUUUGGUACAAGUUUGGUUUGUCAGAACUAGUCUUGUAGCUCAUGCUUCCGGUUCCAAUUUUAACUUGGCGUAUCUUGAUUCAAACUAUGGCCCAUCCGUCUACUGGAUUUUAACCGUUCAGACUAUUGGAGUGGCGAUGGGAACAAUUGCUCCGGUGCUGAGAUGGCUCGCUGCUUCGUGGUUCAUGAUUUCUGAGGCGGAGCGAAGUAGCUUUAGAGAUGAACUCAAGGUUGACAAGUACUGGACUUGGAGGCUGGAAGAGUGGAGAGACAGACCACUUCCGUUUCAUGUUCAAAACCGCGUAGGCAAGAGGAUACUUCGCGAUGUUGUGAGAUUUGUUCUGAACUUCUGCAUUGGAGUUCAGAUUCUCUUUGUUUCAGCUGGGAAACUAGUUCUAUUCAUCUCUUCUAGAUUUGGUUGUGUGGUUUUCUUCUGUUUCUGCAAGAAUAAAAAAAGACCUGUUUCCGUGGGAGCACAAGUGGAUUUUAGCCAAUAUGUUCUUCUACUUGAAGGUGAGCCGUGGUUGCCUUAUAAAAUCCUCAAGAACAUCUGCAACGAGGCGGAUAAGCUGACACGUGUAGGCGAAGAAAAGCAGCCAAGAAACUUGAUCCAGCUUCUAAAGAAAUCUUCUAACUUCAAAGGGGUGGGACGAUUUGACAGCAGCCAUGUUCCGAGCUUGCAUUCUGAAGAACCUCCGAAUUGCUGGUCUAUGCCCGUGGUGACUUUGACAGCCAUUUCAGUUGCUCUUACCAAAUUCGCGGAUGAGAAGGCUAACCAGUUACUGGUUUGUGUCAGUGAGGGCUUGCAUAUCGUGAAGCUCAUCGAGGAAACUCUAGACAGAAUUGGAGAGUUAGAAAGCAUCAGAAAAGCAGCAGUUGUUGUUUGGAUUGGAGUUGGAAGUGUAUAG